UACAACAUGGCGUCGGUGGAUUUCCGAGACAACCUUCUGGGGAUAUCCUGGGUGGACAGCGGCUGGGUGCCGAUUCUCAACCCUGGAAAUGUCCUGGACUACUUCUCAGAGAGGAGCAACCCGUUCUACGACCGAACCUGCAAUAAUGAAGUGGUGAAGAUGCAGCGGCUCACUCUGGAGCACCUCAAUCAGAUGGUUGGGGUGGAGUACAUCCUCCUUCACGCUCAGGAGCCCAUUCUCUACAUCAUCCGGAAACAGCAGAGACAGACGCCAACGCAAGUGAUCCCGUUGGCUGAUUACUACAUCAUCGCCGGCGUGGUGUACCAGGCGCCGGACCUGGGGACCGUCAUCAGCUCCAGAGUGCUCUCCGGAGUCCACGGGGUCCAGUCGGCCUUCGACGAGGCCAUGUCCUACUGCCGCUAUCACCCGUCCAAGGGCUACUGGUGGCACUUCAAGGACCAGGAGGAGAGAGAAAAAACGAAGCCCAAGUCUAAGAAGAAGGAGGAGCCCAGUUCUCUGUUCCAGAGGCAUCGCGUCGACACCCUGCUGCUGGACCUCAGGUCCAAGUUCCCCCCAACCUUCUACCAGCCUAAGCCUGGUGAUAAACCUAUUCCAGUGGAGGUGAAGAAGGAGCCCGAACCUCCAGCAGAGGCUGUGAAACAGGAGGAGAGGGAGCCGGCGGCCAAGUCCUCCGCCCCGGCCCCGGCGAGCAAGCCUCCUCCGGAGAAGAGGCCGCGGCUGCAGUAACGCUGCUCCAGAGGUCGGACCUCUCCAAACCUCUGCAGGUCGUCUGGUUGCAGCUGAACGGGCAGAAAAAGCCCUCCGUGGCUUCUUCUUGACUUGUUUUUACACCCGAAGAGCUUAAAGUGCGGUUCAGGCGGCUGAGCUGCAGCCGGGUUUCCUGUCGUCUGCUGGCUUCCCGUCGUGGAUCAUCAGCACUGUCGCCGUCGGCAACCAGAGUCAGGCGGACAAGCCGGAAAGUGUCCUUUCAUCCGACACAUGUAAAACUUCCUCGCUCCUCCACUGAGCUCGUUUCACUUUCACCUGUAAGAAAUAGUCUGGUCUCUUUUUUGUUUGUUUGUUUUUUUGUAAUAAAAGGUGUUAAAACUGUGACGUUUAAGUAA
Molecule: messenger RNA, 1124 nt
Organism: Cololabis saira (Pacific saury)
Lineage: Eukaryota; Metazoa; Chordata; Actinopteri; Beloniformes; Belonidae
Gene: med6
Product: mediator complex subunit 6
Exons: 8
Coding region: 7-747 (246 amino acids)
Biological process (GO): regulation of transcription by RNA polymerase II
Cellular component (GO): core mediator complex; mediator complex
Molecular function (GO): transcription coactivator activity
Source: RefSeq, a predicted model, not a curated record